UCCGGCGGGGGCUGUCCAAUGAGAGGCGGCGGGGGGCGGACCGCAGGGGCGGUGGCAGUGGCCGGGCCCCGUGCGCUCCAUGGCGGCCGCCACCGGCCCCGACGAGGCGGACGAGGCGGUGCGGGGCACCUGCGAGGACGCGUCCGUCUGCAAACGGUUUGCUGUGAGUGUUGGCUACUGGAAGGACCCUUACAUCCAGCAUUUUGUGAGACAAGCCAAAGAAAGGAAGGCACCUGAGAUCAACAGAGGUUAUUAUGCUCGAGUGCACGGGGUCAGUUACCUGAUCAAGGCUUUCCUGGAGAAGACAGAAUGCAACUCUCAGAUUGUCAAUCUUGGGGCUGGCAUGGACACCCUGUUCUGGAGGCUGAAGGAUGAAAAUCUUCUCCCUAGGAAAUAUUUUGAAGUGGAUUUUCCAAUGAUCGUUGCAAGAAAAAUACAUAAUAUCAAAUCAAAACCUCCCCUGUCAAAACCAAUUAUGGAAUCCCAUUCAGGGGACUCUCUUCUAAUAGAUUCCCACAGCCUGGACUCCAGUCGAUAUUCCAUAGUAGGAGCAGACCUCCGCUCCUCCUCAGAUCUGGAGGAAAAGCUGAGGAAGCACAGCUUGGACACACAUUUGCCAACGCUGCUGGUGGCCGAGUGUGUGCUGGUUUACAUGACCCCCCAGCAGUCUGCAAGCCUGCUCAAGUGGGCAGCAAGCACCUUCCCCGUGGCCAUGGUUAUCAAUUAUGAGCAGGUGAACAUGAGGGACCGCUUCGGGCAGAUCAUGAUCGAGAACCUGCAGCGCCGGCACUGCAACCUGGCUGGGGUGGAGCUCUGCAGCUCCCUGGACUCCCAGAGGGAGCGGCUGCUGGGAAGUGGCUGGGACAACGCCCAUGCCGUGGACAUGAUGAAGGUGUACAGCUUCCUGCCACAGGCUGAUGUCAAAAGAAUAGAAGCCCUUGAAUUCCUGGAUGAAAAGGAACUGUUUGAGCAGCUCAUGCAGCACUACUGCAUCUGCUGGGCUUCCAAGGACAGCAGCAACCUGGGUCUGGCAAACAUCGACUUCUGAGGGCUGCAGGGAGGGAGCCCUGGGGAGCUCAGGGCUCAGGCCAGGACCUGGAGAGGAUGGAUUUGCACGUGCCAGCCCCGGGCUGUGGCUGGGACACUCCUGGUGCUGCUGCUGGGACGGCCUGGAGCCUCUGGGUGGAUUCAAGGAACAUUUUCUGUGGGCAGGACUUGCCCCCCGUUCCCACUGUUCGACAGUGGACUUGCACAAGGUGUCAGUAACUCCUGUUCAAAGCUUGCCUUCCUUAGUUUAAAACUGAAAGUCAGGUGUUCUUGGGUUCUUUGAUUUGCCUCUUGUGUGUUUUUGUGGCUGUGUAACACGUGUUUGUGGCAGGAAGCUGGGGCUGGCUGAGCAGGAGGGAAUUCUGUGCGUUUCUGUUCUGCCCAGGUCUCAUUUGGAUGAAGUGUUCUCUUCUCCAGGCUUCAGUGCCCUGCAGGGCUGUCACUGCUGGGAGCUCUGGAGGGGGAGGGUGGAGGAGGAGGGGGGCCCUGAGUGUGUUCAGUGAUGUACAAGAAACUGGAGAAGAGACUUGAUUUAACUGGGAAGGGCUUAGCUUGUGGUUUCAGCACUGGCAUGCUGAAGAAAGAAAUGAAUCUCAAUUUGCACUGCUUCUGGUAGUAUCUUUACACCAGUUCCUCCUUCUCUCUUUCCCCUAAAAAGAAGCAAAACAAAAUCCCAACAGCAAUGAAAACCCUUGUCCUGUUGUUUGAAAUUGAAUCUUGCAACCUUCCUAUGAGAAAAAUAAUAAAUGUUUAGUAUUUAUAA
Messenger RNA from Haemorhous mexicanus (house finch), 1810 nucleotides. RefSeq names its product leucine carboxyl methyltransferase 1 (gene LCMT1). The transcript has 11 exons. The record is from RefSeq and is a predicted model, not a curated record. Gene Ontology annotation, biological process: C-terminal protein methylation. Bases 80 to 1048 code for a protein of 322 amino acids. Gene Ontology annotation, molecular function: protein C-terminal leucine carboxyl O-methyltransferase activity. Gene Ontology annotation, cellular component: cytosol. NCBI's taxonomy places the organism in Eukaryota, Metazoa, Chordata, Aves, Passeriformes, Fringillidae.